Messenger RNA from Phacochoerus africanus (Common warthog), 2562 nucleotides. RefSeq names its product alkB homolog 2, alpha-ketoglutarate dependent dioxygenase (gene ALKBH2). Gene Ontology annotation, biological process: DNA repair. Bases 713 to 1495 code for a protein of 260 amino acids. The record is from RefSeq and is a predicted model, not a curated record. The transcript has 3 exons. Lineage: Eukaryota; Metazoa; Chordata; Mammalia; Artiodactyla; Suidae.
GUUUUUUUCUUUCCUGCCAACCCUUUCUAGAGUGUCUGCGGGGUUCGGAGCUUCCAGGGUUUUGAAAUUUUAAAGAGAACCCUCGCCACUCCCACUCCACGCACGUGUUAAAAUUCUUAUUUUCCAUCAGAAUCCAGAAUGCGGGGGUAUGACCACCUUUAACCGUUAUUACAUUUAGGUUCUGAAUCGUGUUCAUUUAAGGAUCCCAGUACUUAACCUUUUUUAAUACUGGCGGGAGGACCGGUCGGUGAUCCACCCCCCCACCCCCACACCCCUCCUUUGCAGGGCGGAAGGGAGAAAGAGACAGGCUUUUCUCCUGGUGUCAAUUUCCCCAUGUGUAAAGUAAGGGUUUGGAUGGUAGUUCGCAAAUUUGCCCGUGGCGUACCAGCUUGGGAGGUAGAGGGGUGGGGGAUUUCUUAACAAUUGGGACCUUUGCAGAUGGAGGGCAGGCACUGUGGCUUUUGCAAGCUGGGCAGCUGAUGCUGGUAACUACCCAGGUGUAGGUGGCCUGCCACCAGAUCACCCCAGGGAUCCCUCCAGCUUUAUCAUCCUCUUACUCACUUUCCAGGACAUGGUGUUAAACUUGGAAAUGGAAACUUAAAAACAAGAAGGAGGCCUCUGUGGGACCACUUUGCAUAGCAGGUUUGGGCAUUUGGGACCGAGCCUGGGGCUCCGGCCACUGGCUCCUGGGUCUCUGCUUUGUGGAGACAGGAUGGACAGAUUCCUGGUGAAGGGGGCUGUCGGGGGCCUUUGGGGAAAGAGGGAACAAGAGCAGACUGGAGGCGGCCCAGCAGGGUUGGGAGAAGAGGAGGAAAACAGCAGGAAAAAGCCCAGGAGAGAAGGCCCAGGGAAUGGAGUGGACUCGGCAGGCCUCAGCUGGCGGCGCAUUCGAGCCGAGGGUCUGGACUGCGAUUACACGGUCCUGUUUGCCAAAGCUGAAGCAGAUGCGAUUUUCCAAGAGUUGGAGAAAGAAGUGGAGUAUUUUACAGGUGCGCUGGCCAGGGUCCAGGUGUUUGGCAAGUGGCACAACGUUCCAAGGAAGCAGGCGACGUACGGCGACACUGGGCUGACCUACACCUUUUCAGGCCUUACUCUGUCUCCGAAGCCCUGGGUCCCUGUUCUGGAGCGUGUCCGGGAUCGCGUUUCUCUGGUGACUGGACAGACCUUCAACUUUGUGCUGGUCAACAGGUACAAGGACGGCCAUGACCACAUUGGUGAGCACAGGGAUGACGAGAGAGAGCUGGCUCCCGGGAGCCCCAUCGCCUCCGUCUCCUUUGGGGCCUGCAGAGACUUCUUCUUCCGGCAUAAGGACUCCCGGGGCAAGCAGCCCUCCCGGAGGCUGGGGGUGGUCCGGCUGCAGCUGGCUCACGGAAGCUUACUUAUGAUGAACCACCCGACCAACACUCACUGGUAUCACAGUCUCCCGGUCCGAAAAAAGAUUCUGGCUCCCCGGGUUAAUCUGACAUUUCGGAAAAUCCUACCUACUACAAAGUAAAAACGUUUUUGACAGUUGGUGCUGCUACUUGCUCCUUCCCGCUCUACCCCAAGAGGGAGCUGGCAUUUUCAUUCCCAACAGGGAACGUGGAAAAGGUGUGACCUGAAUGUGGGGCUUAUUCCACGACAAUGCAGAAUUCAGAAAGACGAUGUGUGUAUCAGAUCGGUGAGUUAUGAAAGAAUACCAGUUGACUGAUUUUUUUUUCCUAACAAAAUGAUUAUUUUAUUGCUAUAAUACACAGCAGGUACAAAAGGUACCUUAGCAAAUACAUAAAUCAGCAGUUUGUCGGCAUAAAGGACUAGUUUAACUUAGAUUUUUGCAAAGAAAAGCAAAUCUGUAAAUAAGUUAAAACUGGAAAUAAGAUUAUUUGGCUGCUACUUAAUGCCUGAUAAUUUACAAAAUGACCAAGUCAGCUUUAAGUCAGGUUCAGAGACUUUGCACAGGUAUCAUUCACAUUUACAACCGUAGCUCACUCCCUGACUCUGACCAAAGAUCUGCUUACAACUAAGCGUUCAAAGGAUGAGCCCUGUUGAUGUCAGCAUCUCUCUUUAAUGUCAGAUUUUAAAGAGUAAGCAGUGGCAGAACAGCAGUUGCUCAAAGCUACAGCUCUGCGAGGUCAAAGGCCACACGACUGAGCAUUUGUUCUCCCAGACUCAGGUGUGCUGAGGACGCUCCUUUCAGCGUCAAAGCCAGGGGUCUGUAACAGAGUCAGGAAGGGAUGUCUGCAGCGAGCAGAUCAGAAGCUUCCCGCGGCUCCUUUCUCCCCAGUGUUUGUGGCCUGGGGAACCUUCAGUCUGUUUUCUGGGCAGUGAGAGUUUUGAGUCCCUGGGGUGCACGCCCGCCUGUCAGAGUGGUGAUCACCUGGGCCGCUGGCGCUUCUAGCUGACACCAAGGCAUGGUCUGGAGGUGUCAGCCAGCUCGCCCCCCACCAGGGGAAGCACAGUUCUUAGCCUCACCUUAGGUGACCUUUUGGAUGGGUCUGAUUCCGAAAUGUUAUCUCUGAAGAGUCAGUCUGAAUUUGGUAUCUUUUUAAAAAUUGCUUAAAUAAAAAACCUAGCUAAAACGUC